GCAGGACGCGAGAGCGCGCACGCGCACGGGGGCCUCCGCCAUGGCGACCGUGCUGUCCAGGGCGCUCAAGCUCCCGGGGAAGAAGAGCCCGGACCUGGGGGAGUAUGACCCCCUCACACAGGCCGACAGUGACGAGAGUGAAGAUGAUCUCGUGCUUAACCUGCAGCAGAAGAACGGAGGGCUCAAGAACGGGAAGAGUCCGCUGGGAGAAGCACCGGAGCCCGACUCGGAUGCUGAGGUCACAGGGGCGGGCAAGCCCCACCUCUCGGAGGUCACCACGGAGGGGUGCCCCUUGGAGCCCCUGGGGGGCCUGGAGCAGAAGACGGCCUCCUCCAUCGCGUCCUACGUGCGCACAUCCUUCUUUCUGCUGAUGCUGGUGAUCUCCAUGGUCCUGGUGCUCGUGUGCGCCUUCCUGAUCCCCUGCCCCCCCCGAGACCUGCACAGCACGUGGAGCCGCCACUUGGGCCCCCAGGGAGGUGGGGACCUGUCUCCACUGGACCUGGCGGACGUGAAUGGAGACGGCCUGCGCGACGUGCUCCUCUCCUUCGUGACAUCAGGGAACGGGAGCACCGCGGGUGUCUCAAGGCCACCUGCUGUCCUCGUGUGCCUUUCGGGGAUGAAUGGCAGUACGCUCUGGUCUAGUCCCCUCCCCGAGGAGGCCCGAGAUAUUACCUGUCUGGAUCUAAUGCCAGGGAGAGUGGCCGAGACCGUCUGCCUUGUGACGGGGACACACAAGAUGCUCAGCGCAUUCAACGCGACAUCAGGGAAAGCCAUUUGGACUUUAGACCCGCACUACUUACCCAACGGUACCCUGGCUGCCCCAGGCGUGGUGCUGCCAGACCUGGAUGAAGAUGGCAUUAAAGACCUUGCAGUUCUGGUCAUUGGGGAAUUGCAGCCAGAUCUGUGCUUUCUGCUGGUGUCUGGCCGGACGGGGAGUCCCGUGGGCCGGCCCGUGAAGUACAACAUCGUCGGAGUGGGGAACCUGAUCGGCCCUCAGGUUUACAUCACCACCAGCGGGGCUGCCUACAUCCUGUUUGGCUUUGGAAAUAUCCAGGCUGUCGCCCUGCGGGACGUUUUCGUUCAAGCCCAAAAUCGAGACAGCUUACCACCUUCCCUGCAGAUAGACGAGCCCGAGUGGGAGAAGCGGAGACCCAUCAACCUGUCUGAGCUCAUUGACAUUUACAGUGAUGGGGUGGAGCUCCUCCAGAUGGUGAAGGUGCCGGAUUCCAACAGCAGCAACCUCCUGAUCACCACCAGACAAGGCCUUGUCCUGCUUCAGGGGCAAAACCUCACCCCUUCCUGGACCCUGAGCCUCCAAGGCCUGCUCAGCCAGCCUACUCCUGGGUAUUUCACGGAUGAUCAGACGUUAGACUUCCUUCUGCAGAUACCGAAUGGACUUGGGCUGAAAAAGGUGAUGGUGGUGGACGGGGACUCUGGCGCGGUCGCUUGGAGUUACAGCGUUCCGUGUCACAUGGAAGAAACCCCGGCCACCUCGGCAGCCGCUGUGGACCAGAAGUCUGUCUUCCUCUUCUGGGCUGAAGGGCUGUCAGCUGCAUCGCCCAAUCCUGAUGUCGCCCUAGGAACGGAGCCACCCCGCCUGCACCACCUGUACCUCCUGCAUCCAGCCUUCCCCUCCAUUCUUCUGGAUCUGGCCAAUGCCACCGGCACCGUGACGGCUUCAGAGGUUGGGAUCAACGACCUCUGGAAGGAUGCCUUUUAUGUCACCAGGACAACAGGGCCAAGCUCUGAAGGGCACCCAGCACCCCUGGUGAUCUAGGCUGCUGGACUCCUCAGUUGCAGAAGAAGUGAACUGAAUGGUACUGUCUCUCUCCAGCUGGAGAGGACGACCUCUGUCACCCACUCCACCACGUCUGUGUCAAUGUUGCCAGACACUUUGGAAGGCACUUGGAGGUCUUGGAUAACAGCACGAUCCGUUUGGCUGGGGUGCUGCCCUUCCAACGCCCUAAUUAACCCCUUCUAGGUGUUCUGUGUGGAUAGUUUGGAAAUGUGAAUCUUGUGUUAUUUUUUGUGUGUCUAAUUUAUGAACCCUUGCUGGGAAAUUCCAGUGAAGUCCUUCCCUGGAGCAUUUUGCUGUGCGUUAUGCUCUGAGUGUGUAUCUGUUGGUGUGGUGAUGAAACCUUCUCUAGAUAAGUAUGUCCUAAGCUCCAGGGACCCAGGUUCUCAUCUGUCCGAAACACAUCUGGUUGGUUUGGGCCUCUUGAGACUCCCAGAUAGCCUACCUCUGACUUGGAGGGCCCCUCAGCAUCUCUCCCCUUCGUCUCCCGCUACCUGUACCGUGGCUGCAGUAACGAGAAAGACUGACACGAGGAUGGCGCGAGCCACCCAGAAUCCUCAUCUCUUCCUUGUUUUGUGGCUCCUGCCUCCUCUCUCCUCGCAUGUCCCUUUGCUCUGUAUUCAGUGACCAUAAGAGUAACGCUGUUCCUAUCAGCAGGGGAGCAGGAGAAGUUUCAACGCCCCACCUCUGACAAGGUCGCUAGGUUAUGACGCGGU
Molecule: messenger RNA, 2511 nt
Organism: Kogia breviceps (pygmy sperm whale)
Lineage: Eukaryota; Metazoa; Chordata; Mammalia; Artiodactyla; Physeteridae
Source: RefSeq, a predicted model, not a curated record